UUUGUCUUGGUAAAAGGCGUUUCUGCAUUCCAUAUUUAAGCCAGCUGUUUAUAACAAUGAGGACUAGCAUUCUAGUUUGUUUGUUUGUUUUUUUAAUUGUUGACACAGGGCCUGUUUCACCUCAAACUUGUUGAAAUCCAGUUGAGAAAUGCCCCUCUGGAACGAUGGGAAGCUUUCAUACUUAACACAAAUCGUAGUGGCUCGGGACGUGUAAACCCAGUAAUGCCGGCUUAAAUUCAGCCAAUGAUGGCUUAAACAAACCAAACAUGGAAAAAACACUAUUUUUUUCCCCCUUUUUCUUUCAGAUCUUCUUCCUUUGCUUUUUCCACCAAGCUGGGGCCUUCAUGAACCCACUCCCAGCAGCAACCCCAUGGUGGAAAUAAUCGAGCAGCCGAAGCAACGCGGGAUGCGCUUCCGUUACCAGUGCGAGGGCCGCUUGGCCGGCUCCAUCCCGGGAGAACGCAGCACCGAUACCACCAAGACGCACCCCACCAUCAAGAUUCACAACUAUCAGGGUCCAGGGAAGGUCCGUAUCUCCCUGGUGACCAAGGAAGCCCCCCAUCGGCCUCACCCCCACGACCUGGUGGGCAAGGAUUGCAAAGAAGGCUACUACGAAGCCGAGUUAUCUCCGGAGCGCUCCAUUCACAGCUUCCAAAACCUGGGAAUCCAGUGUGUGCGGAAACGGGAUCUGGAAAAGGCUGUGGCCAAACGGAUCGAGACCGGGAACAAUCCGUUCAGCGUGCCGAUGGAUGAACUAAAAGGCGAUUACGACCUGAAUGCAGUUCGACUCUGUUUCCAGGUCUGGAUUCGAGAUACGAGCACGGGGCAUUUGAUUCAGCUGCCCCUGGUGGUCUCCCAACCGAUCUACGACAAUCGUGCGCCCAAUACAGCCGAGCUGAAAAUCUGCCGCGUCAACCGUAAUUCGGGGACUUGCCUAGGGGGAGACGAAAUCUUCCUUCUCUGUGACAAAGUGCAGAAAGAGGACAUCGAAGUCCGCUUUUUCAAGGAUUCCUGGGAAGCGAAAGGGUCCUUCUCGCAGGCCGACGUCCACCGCCAGGUGGCCAUAGUCUUCAAGACGCCGCCUUAUGCGGAUCAGACUAUCCGCGAACCCGUGACGGUCCAGAUGCAGCUGCACCGGCCUUCCGACAAAGAAGUCAGUGGCUCCAUGGAGUUCCGUUAUCUCCCGGAUGAAGGCGAUUUCCAUCGAAUCGAGGAGAAGCGCAAACGGACCCUGGGCACUUUUAAGAACUUUGUACAGAAAACACCUUUUGCAGUAGGAACCACAGAAGCCCAAUCUCCACGCCGCAUUGCCGUUCCGAAACACGGAGCGCCCCGGCUUAACACCAGCGCCGUGCCAGGGUUUCUGGGAGCAUCCAGCCACUCGCCUAUGCGCCCAAUUCAGAAGCCGCAAGUCAUGACUCAGCCUCCCGCCGGCUACUUCGUCGGGCCCAGCCACCCUACCCCGCCGCCGCCUCCCAUGGCCGCCGCCUCCAGCUUCAGCACCGUCAACAUGGAGGAUCUGUCGUGCUUGGGCGUCUCCUCACAGGCCCCGCCUUCCUCCAUGGACACCGAAACCAGCAUCGCCGACGCCUUCCUGCACCUCCACUUCGAAGGGGAUCCCUUGGGGGGCCUUUUGGACGACGCCCCCUACAGCAGCCUGGAUAGCAUCAACACCACCGAGUUCCGGCAGCUACUCAACGAAGGGGCCGGCCCUGCGCCGCUGCCGGAUACCCAGGGGACUCUGAUGACCUACCCGGAAUCUAUCACUCGCUUGGUCAGCCAGCGGAGGGCGGGAGGAGAGCCCGGGGACGGUGGAGGGGGCGCCCAUUCGACCAACAACAGCUUCCUCAACGGCCUUUUGGGGACCCUUCCCGCCGAGGACAGCUUUUCGUCCAUGGUCGACCUGGAUUUGAACUCGCUUCUCAACUCGUAAGGAUUCCCAGCGGUCCGUUGAUCCGAGAACUCACAGCUCGCUCUUCAAGCUACGGGUGCUUCCAGCUAUAUUUGGGGAAACGUGGUGGGGAGGGGGCAGCCUUCAAAACAGGGUUAGGGGUGGGCUUGGCCUCUGCAAAAUUGGAGGGGACGUUCUGUGGCCCCCACCCAUCCACCCGCCCAAAAAACCGCCCCAUGUGUUCUGCCUCUUCAGGGAGCGGACAGUACGAACGUAGGAGGGGGAGCGUGACGUGCCUUUGUGUGGUUUUUUUGCGUUCCAAUUUAGCAGACGUUCUUCCGACUUCGCUAUCAAAAUGCAGUUCUCGGGGCUUUUUUUAUAAAAAAAAAAAACACCUCAAAUUUCCCAGAGUUCCAAGACAUUUUUAAAUACUGUUAAGUUUGAAAACAAAAUUGUUGUCGCCAAAACUUGCCUUUUUUCCUACUAAGCUGGCCCAAGUUGUCCCACUUUAAAAAAAAAAAAAGAAUUGCAGGAUUCCGUUGCCUUUCACAAGGCGGUUUAUCAUCUUACAGGUAGUCCUCGACUUACGACAGUUUGUUUAGUGAUCGUCCGAAGUGACAACGGCACUGAAAAAUGUGACUUAGGAUCGUUUUUCCACACCGUUGUGGCAAUCCCCGAGGGCCGCAUGACCCAAAAAAUUCAGACGCUUGGCAACCCGACUCGUAUUUACGACGGUCGCACUGCCCCCAGGGUCGUGUGAUCCCCUUUUGCGACCGUCUGACUCUGUGGCUAUGACACCGAGCUUGUCGAUCAGAAAGGCCGGCGGUUCGAAUCCCUAGGACAGGUCUCCUGCGUGGAGCAGGGGGUUGGACUAGAUGUCCUCCAAGGUCCCUUCCGACUCGUUACUGUCAAUGGCAGGGCCAGAUUGACUUAACAAACUGUGGCAAGAGAGGCUGUAAAAUGGGACACAUUUCACUUAACCCCAGAAGUUUUGUUCUCCAUUGCGGUCGUAACUCGAGGAUUACCCGUAAAGGACUGAAGAAAUGCCCGUUAAUGUUUUUUAAACGUUAAAGGCACCAAAACUUUUUAUCAAGGGUGCCUUUUUUGUAUAAAGACUCGUUUUUUGUGCCUUAUAAAAUGCUGUCGCAGCUUUUCUGACUUGCCAGGUUUAAAUGCUGGAAUCUUUCCCCCCCAAAAGUGGGAUAUGAUGUUUUUUUUUUAAAAACCCAUUAAAUUAAUGAUUUAAAAAAAAAAAAAAAGGCAUGAAAUCGGUUCCACCAGAAAAAUGGCUGUUUUGGGGGGCUCUGCAGCUUGUGUACUGUGUGUUUGUGUGUUCUUUAGGUCAGCCACAAAACUAAACCAGACAGGGAAAGGACACACAAGUUAAGCCAAAUCUUCAGGUUUUUUUUUCAGCUGGCUCAGGCACAGUUAAGAAAAAAUUAAAAAGGGACUUCAUUCGCGUAACAAUGCACUGAAUUUUGAUUUAAGGAGGGGGGGAAUCUGGCUUUGUAGAAGGAAAGCAAGAUUCACCUAAUGAUGCAUCUAUUAACCACGCUGGUUGGCUUAAACGCAACGCCCGAAGCCACGAGAAAAAUAAAUCGGAAGCGGUAUCUGGGCGUCGUGCGUGAAUGCAACUGACAUCCCAAAAAAGGGAUUUAAGCAGCUUUGUUUUUUCCUGCUUGCCUUCUGCUUUCUGGCUUGAGAGAAAACCCGAUUAGGAGAGAGUGGGAAAGUUAAAAGUCAGUUUAGAGGCCGGAUGGAGAGUAACAACAGUUGUGGGAUUGCGAUGGGGAGUCCCACGUGUCAGCCCUGCCAGGGUGCAGAGAAAGGGAGCUGUUGUCGCAACCUUGCUGCCUUCACUUCUUUUUUGUACUGUGCAACAUUUUUUUUAUUAAAAAAAGGGGGGGGGAAUGGAUGUUUAAAACGUAGUUAACCUGCUGUUACUUUUUCAAUGCGUUUCUUUGCUUCUAAUGUAAAUGGACCGUACUUAUUUUUGUCUUCUCACUGUAGCAGGUUCUUCUAAUAAACUAAAGCCUCAGCAUUG
Molecule: messenger RNA, 3935 nt
Organism: Pantherophis guttatus
Lineage: Eukaryota; Metazoa; Chordata; Lepidosauria; Squamata; Colubridae
Source: RefSeq, a predicted model, not a curated record